Labrus bergylta (ballan wrasse) is the source of this 2095-nucleotide messenger RNA. Lineage: Eukaryota; Metazoa; Chordata; Actinopteri; Labriformes; Labridae. The record is from RefSeq and is a predicted model, not a curated record.
GAUUGUUCCCUGAAUCAGCUGUUAGAAAUAUCAUGUUCCAGAUACUUCAGGGGCUCACGUUUAUUCACAAACACGGGUUUUUUCACAGAGACAUGAAACCGGAGAAUCUCCUGUGCAUGGGCCCAGAGCUGGUGAAAAUAGCCGACUUCGGGCUUGCCAGAGAAAUCCGAUCUCGCCCGCCGUACACCGAUUACGUCUCCACCAGAUGGUACAGAGCUCCAGAGGUUCUCCUCAGAUCCACCUCUUACAGUUCACCCAUAGACCAGUGGGCCGUUGGCUGCAUCAUGGCAGAGCUUUACACCCUCAGGCCUCUUUUCCCUGGCUCCAGUGAAGUAGACACCAUAUUCAAAAUUUGCCAAGUCUUAGGGACACCAAAGAAGAACGAUUGGCCGGAGGGAUACCUGCUUGCCAGUGCUAUGAAUUUCCGGUGGCCUCAGUGCGUCCCCAGUAAUCUGAAGACACUGAUCCCUAAUGCCAGUCCUGAAGCCAUCCACCUGAUGACAGACCUCCUGCAGUGGGACCCCAAGAAGAGACCAGCUUCUGCCCAGGCUCUCAGGUACUCGUACUUCCACGUGGGCCAGGCUUUGGGCACGCCCCAGCAGAUCCUGGAGCAGGGCAGACCUCAGCCGAGCCUCGUGCCGCUGCAGGUUCCUAUACAGCAACAACAGACGCUGCAGCACCCGCCUCUGCUGCUAAAGCCUGUGCUGCCUCUGUCCCAGCCUCCACCUCACAACCAACACUGCCCCCCGUCCAGACCUCUCCAGCAGAUCCAGCCCUCCCCUGUGCCGCCCGCCGCCCAGGCAGCGGCGUACCAACGGCACAUGGAGCUGGUCAGAGAGCAGCAACCGAAGCACAUGCUGAAGCAGGAUCAGACUCAAGGAACACCGCAGAGCCAUCUCCCUUAUAUUGUUGACAAGAGUCUGCAGAGUAAGCAAGCGAGGCAUGAGACAGAGAAUUCCAACCUUCUGAGCUACCAGCUGAAACCUAAAGGAGGACGGAGACGUUGGGGCCACGGCACAGGACACCUCAAAGGCGAAGACUGGGACGACUACGAAGACUCUCAUCUCACAUCCAUCAGUAUUCUCGGGAAGAGCAACUUCUCCAGCGAGAAGUCGCGGCAGCAGGAGGACGCGCUGAGCAGGUAUGGAAACGCUCUGGAUUUCAGUCGACCCAAAGUAAAGGAAGACGCACCUUUGAACCUGAACAAGUCUUCAGCUUACCAAGAGCCAUCAAGAACCGCUUCAGCUAAACAGCAUUACCUGAGGCAGUCGAGAUAUUUACCAGGCAUUAGCACAAAGAAGAACGUGGCCAUAAAUGCCAGUAAAGACUUCACUGGCAGCCAUCUUUGGGGAAACAGCAGUAUCCCCUUUGGAGGGACUCUGCCGAGCAGAGGAGCUCACGGUACAAACACAAUCCCAGGUGGAUACAUGCCAUCGUUUUACAAGAAGGACCUCGGCUCUGCUGGUCACAGAGGGCAGCAGGGUCCUACAAUGGAAUCAACAGCAUCAAAUUAUGCAACAUGGCAGUCCGGUCGGAGUCACAUGAGCACCUCUGCUAGCACAACGAUGGUCAACAAGAGCACCUCCGGCCUGCUGCCUCGCCCUCCGGUUCAGAGCAUCCACGGGCGAACAGACUGGUCUGCCAAAUACGGACACCGCUAGUGCCGUCUCCAUGGAGCCUCGUUACUCUUUCACCUCCAAAGAGUAGGCCUAGUCGUUUUAUAAUCAAACCUGUACAUACAUCUUACACAGCAAUAAUAUCUUCUUCUUUUCUGUUGUUGUAUGUAUUAUGGAUGUUUGUGAGCUGUAAAUUAUCAAAGUGGAUGUGUAAAGCUUGAUGCAACCGGCCAAGAUUUGAGCCUACUUUGCUCCUCUGUGUUUUUUUUAUUUUGUAUUUGUGUAACAGAGCUGCUGUCUGGAUUAAAGACAGGCUUUUCAUUUCAGUAAGAUUAUAAAAUGCAGGUGGUUGCCACAUUGUGCAAUGCUUUUCUUUUGCAAGUAAAAUGGUCCAAGUUAAUAUAUUCUGCUUGGCCUUUUGAGUGUGAUCAUUGAAUAUCCAGUUAUCGAGUAUCAUUAAACUUUGAACUGGGCGCCAA